CAGUCAUUGACAUGUUUUAUGAUAAGAUAACUUCACAAUCAAAAUUUUGUGAAAAUCCAAUUAUGAUUUCAUUUUUUUCUAUUACAUGCAUUAUGAAGUCAGUUUUUAAAAGGAUUGGAUAUAUUUCUCAUUCCCUUAAUGUCAUGUCAUGUGUUUAAACAUUGUGUUCAUAAUAUAUGUAAAAGAUGAUGGAAUUAUUAUCUGACAGAGUUUCAAUGAAUAAUUCAUGCUGAAGUUUUAGUUCGAUACAAUUUACAGAUGCGACAUAAAUGGAGGAAGUCGAAUUUUGAACCUGAUGAAGUACCAUCUAAAGUGAGAUGUGGGUGACUGGUUCCUUAGUUUUGAUUCUAACAGCGGCUCUCGUAGGUAUGACAACCAGUCCAUCUGACUAUACAGUUGCCAUCGUAGACUGCGCUUGCGCACCGCUAGAAAAAACUUCAAAUGCCAUCCUUACUGUUCUCAAUGCUGCGCUAGAUUUCACAGUAUCGCCCGUUUUCAUUUUGUCACAAUUCGGGACGACAUUCUUGGAUUUAUGUAAAGAGCUGUGUACAAAAAUGGCGUGCUCGUUGCUGGACUUCGUAGAGUAUUGUUUGCGAAACAUUGUGGUUGCCCUACAAACUGUUAUUAGUUACGCUACAAACUUAACACUGAAGGCUGCCAAGAAAUUGGGUGCUGUUAAGACAACCGUGACACCAAUUGUUUCGUUUAGUGGUAUUGCACAAAAAUAUUGCUCGUCUAUCAAGAUGUUAUUCGACCAUAUUCUGUAUGACUUAUUCAUUCAGACAUAUAUCAAAACAUGCCUGAUUUAUAUUUUUGAAGCAUGCCAUAUUUUAACAUCUUUUCCACUGUUGCUAAUCAGGUACACAAUGGACAAAGUCAUAGUCGUUCUUAAAUAUCUUAUAGCACUGCCAUCCAGAUGUUUGUUAAGUCUCAUAAAGUAUGUUCUUUACAGUUUUUUGCACCCUUACGUAUGUGUGAUAUAUUCCUCAUGUACUGUUGGAAUAUUUGUUCUUGUGAUUCCCGUGCUUAUGCACGUGUGCAGAGUGAGAGAUAUCCGACCCCUUGUACGAUGGCUGUGCACGGUGGCAAUGAACUCGGAGUCUAGAAACAGAGUUUUGGAUAUUCUCUAUCGAAUGACAAAUGAAGAGAUCUCGAGAAGAGAUGUAGGGUAUAUGAUUGGCCAAUCAGAAGACGCCAUAGAAGGUGUAGUUCCGGAACCGGAAACUCGAGAAGAAUGCGCAGUGUGUUAUCAGACAGAGCGUCUCUUGAAAAUUGUUCCUUGUGGCCAUAAAACAACUUGCUUCAAGUGUUUGCAAGAAAUUGGGAAAAUAAAUAAUCGAUGUCCAAUGUGCAGAGAGCAUAUACUGUUUACGGUCUAACAUAUUUCACAAAUAGACUAUGUGU
Messenger RNA from Mercenaria mercenaria, 1404 nucleotides. RefSeq lists its product as uncharacterized. Bases 318 to 1379 code for a protein of 353 amino acids. Lineage: Eukaryota; Metazoa; Mollusca; Bivalvia; Venerida; Veneridae. The record is from RefSeq and is a predicted model, not a curated record. The transcript has 2 exons.